This is a messenger RNA of Phaedon cochleariae (mustard beetle), 1880 nucleotides long. The record is from the annotation of a GenBank genome assembly. Lineage: Eukaryota; Metazoa; Arthropoda; Insecta; Coleoptera; Chrysomelidae.
AGAGAUUCAAGUUUUGUUGAUGUUGAUGAAAUACUUUUUCUCUCUGAAAUCUAAAGCGUGAUGUCAACCAACGGUGGUAUGAUUGCACUUCUUUCCGUAUCCAACAAACAAGGUUUAAUUGAAUUCGGAAGAAGUCUACGGAGUCUGGGAUUCACCUUAGUUGGUAGCGGCGGCACUGCCGCUAGUUUACGGAAUGCAGGCCUGCCAGUCAAAGAUGUUUCAGAACUAUCCGGGGCACCAGAAAUUUUAGGAGGCAGAGUGAAAACUUUACAUCCUGCAGUACAUGGUGGUAUACUAGCUAGAUUGCAGGAAUCAGAUCAACAAGAUUUGAGGAAUCAAAACAUAGAAAUGAUAAGGAUUGUAGUUUGUAACUUAUAUCCAUUUGUAGAGACGGUAGCAAAGGAAAAUGUAACAAUCAGUGAUGCCAUUGAGAACAUUGAUAUUGGAGGAGUAACUCUUUUAAGAGCAGCAGCUAAAAAUUAUUCAAGGGUUACAGUCAUUGUUGACCCUUCAGAUUACCUAAGAGUUUUGGAAGAGCUAAAUAAUGGUGUUGAUAAGGACACAAGUAUUGAAACUCGGCAAACUCUAGCUCUGAAAGCUUUCACCCAUACCUCAGAAUAUGAUUCAGCAAUUUCUGACUUUUACAGAAAACAAUUCUCAAAGGGAGUUUCACAGUUAACUUUGCGUUAUGGUAUGAACCCACACCAAAAACCAGCUCAACUGUAUACCACAUUACCAAACCUACCCUUACAAGUUCUAAAUGGUUCCCCUGGAUAUAUCAACUUGUGUGAUGCUCUGAACGGAUGGCAACUAGUUAAAGAACUGAAAAUUGCCUCAGGGCUGCCUGCAGCUACCAGCUUCAAACAUGUAUCUCCAGCUGGGGCUGCUAUAGGAGUACCUCUAGAUCAGAAUGAAGCAAAGCUCUGCAUGGUUCAUGAUCUUCUUGAAACACUUUCCCCUCUUGCCAUAGCCUAUGCUAGAGCAAGAGGAGCUGAUAGAAUGUCUUCUUUUGGAGACUUCAUAGCACUGUCAGACAUUUGUGAUCUUCCCACUGCAAGGAUAAUUUCUAGGGAAGUGUCUGAUGGUAUUAUUGCUCCUGGAUAUUCUCCAGAAGCACUUGAAGUCUUGAAGAAAAAGAAAAACGGGAAUUAUUGUAUUCUCCAAAUUGAUUCCAGUUAUGUUCCCAGUGCUAUGGAGAGCAAAGUAAUCUUUGGUUUGACUCUAGAGCAGCAGAGAAACAAUUCUAUUAUUGAUGAAUCUCUUUUUGGCAAUGUGGUCACCAAUAACAAAGACAUCCCUGCUUCUGGAAUAAGAGAUCUGAUCAUAGCAACUAUAGCUCUCAAAUACACUCAAAGUAAUUCAGUGUGUUAUGCUAAAAAUGGCCAAGUCAUAGGCAUAGGAGCAGGGCAACAAUCUAGAAUUCACUGUACAAGAUUAGCUGGUGAUAAGGCAGAUAACUGGUGGAUGAGGCAGCAUCCAAAGGUGGUCAACAUGAGGUUCAAGAAAGGAGUCAAGAGAGCAGAUAUAUCCAAUGCCAUAGAUAACUUUGUGAAUGGCUCUGUUGGAAAAGGCAUGGAGAGAUCUAUUUUUGAGUCUCUGUUUGAAGAAAUUCCAAUUGGAUUUAGUGAAACAGAGCGUAAAACUUGGUUGGAUCAGCUUUCUGGCGUUGCUUUGGGAUCUGACGCGUUUUUCCCAUUCAGAGACAAUAUUGACAGGGCAAAACUGAGUGGAGUUUCAUUUAUUGGUAGUCCUUCUGGGUCCACCAAUGAUGAGGAGAUAGUCAAAGCUUGCAAUGAACAUGGUAUUAUAUUAGCACACACGAAUUUACGUUUGUUUCACCACUGAUAUAAAAUAUUGGUGUCAUUAAAAUUUAUCUUGGU